Messenger RNA from Oryzias latipes (Japanese medaka), 1113 nucleotides. It is a transcript of the gene usb1, whose product is annotated as U6 snRNA biogenesis 1. Gene Ontology annotation, molecular function: 3'-5'-RNA exonuclease activity. Gene Ontology annotation, cellular component: nucleus. The record is from RefSeq and is a predicted model, not a curated record. Lineage: Eukaryota; Metazoa; Chordata; Actinopteri; Beloniformes; Adrianichthyidae. Gene Ontology annotation, biological process: U6 snRNA 3'-end processing.
GUUUCAAUGGGACAUGUUUCAGAGUUACAACUUAUUGUUUACAACGGAAGUAAAGCAAAACUAUCAAAACUGAAGUUUGCGCUUUCUGUGUUUCGUGGCUCAUUAAAUGCACUUUAAACAUUCCAGUUGGAAUUUUAUUAUAGUUUAUUUAGACUUAAAGAUGUCUUUGUAGUUGGAGAAGAGAUGUUGGUAAGCUACAGCAGCAGCUCGGAGGAGGAGGAGGAAAGCCAAGCGUCGACUAAAAGUCAAAUUUGUUCUCCCAAAAAGGAAAAAGGAAGUUUUCCUAGGCCGAAGAAAGCAAAGAUGGAAGAAUGUGUUUCCAAAACAAGACUGCCACUUCCUGACUGUCUGCAGACCAUGUUUCCAGAUGAAGAAGAUCGACAAACCGAGGAUAGCUCACUCCAUGGCGGUCGUAUCCGCUCCUUCAAACACGAGCGGGGAAACUGGGCCACUUAUGUUUAUUUUGCAUACCAUCCUGAGGAGGAGUUUGAGGAGCUGCUGGAGGAGCUGCUCUCAGCAUCAACAUCUCACGGUGUGGCUUUGACAGCGCAGGAGGAGUUUCACCUCAGCCUGUCUCAAACGGUGGUGCUCCGACACCACUGGAUCCAGCCCUUCAUGAAGAGCCUGAGGGGAGGCCUGACUCACUCUAAGAGAUUUGUCUGUUCAGCAGGGAGGCUGAGGGUUUACUGCAAUGCUGAAAGAACAAGGACGUUCCUCGGUAUGGAAGUUUUUACUGGGCAUGCUCAGUUGUUGGAUCUGGUCCGAGUUAUUGACCAAACGCUGACCGAGUUUCAGCUGGAGACUUUCUAUAAGGAUCCAUCUUUCCACGUGAGUCUGGCCUGGUGCGUUGGAGACCUGACAGAGGAGCUGAAGGAGAUUACCCAAGAGCUGCAGAGUCUGGUAGACGGGCGUGAAGAUGGACCUUUUCUUUUAAACCUAGACUGUGCCGAGCUGCGCUGCAGGACGGGAAACAAAACCUUUCGCUUCCCUUUGGAAACGUGACUCAUCAAAAUAAAAACCUUUAAGCAUCUGUGUACCGCGCAGAAGAAUCUGCAGAUAUGACGCUGGAUCGUCCAAAAACUGUUUAUGAAUAAAGCUUCUACAUGUUUUGUA